AAAAGAAAUUCCUUCUAGUUUGUAGAGGAAAAGAAGGAAAUGUUCACAAAUUCAAGUUCAAUUUUCUCUCCAAUUCCUUCUUGAUUGUCCCUUUAUCUACCAUCCCAAGCUCCAAACAGAGCCUUAGAACGAAACCAAUAUGAAGAAGAUCUGCUCGUAAUUCAAACCCUAAUUCGAAUCGAAAUGGCGAUCCAAAAGCUACCUAAAGACCUGCUCGUGGAGAUCCUAUGUCGGCUUCCGGUGAAACUCCUUCUCCGGUCCAAAUCCGUCUGCAAAUACUGGUACUUUCUCCUCCAAACCCCUGGCUUCAUUUACCUCCACCACGAUCGCGUUGCCUCUAUCGCCGCCGCUGAAAACACCGACUGCCUCCUCGUCAAGCGGUUCCUUGACCGCGGCGAGGGCGGCGUCGUGCUGUCCUUUGUCCCCGACGAAACCCCGGUUGAAGACAUAGACAUAUCUUCCACUGGUCUUGAUAUUAAACAACUGCAAAUCUUAGGUCCUUGUAACGGCGUCGUUUGUCUCACCCGAUUUGCUUUUAACUCCACGAUUGUUAUGUGGAACCCUUCAAUGAAAGAAUUCAGGGAAAUUCCUCAACCCUCUUAUAAAAAUGACCAUUUGUGCAAUUUGGGAUUUGGGUAUGAUCCCUUCACAGAUGAUUAUAAAGUGGUUAGAUUCACGAUGCUGAGUACGGAUUUAUCCGUUAGGGGACUUGAUGAAACGAUUGAAAUAUAUGAAUUGCGAACAGAUUCUUGGAGGAAAGUUGACGCUAAGUCCCCUGCCGAGUAUGGGCUCCACUGUUUUUAUGAUUCAUAUGCAUCGUGGAAUGGGGACUGUUUCUGGUACGCCCACCCUCAAAUUGGCUACCUUCAUCAUGGUGGUGGUCCAGCGAUUAUGGCAUUUAGUAUGUCCGACGAGGUGUUUGAAGAAUUGCCCGUGCCAGAAGUUUGCUUGUUAAAUGAGCACAAAGAACAUAGACUUUUUGUUUUGAAUGAUUCCCUUGCCAUGGUUAUCUAUCCAAAGGGGUGGGCAAACCCCUCUUGGCUUCCACCUGAGGAGUUUUCGUUCAUGAAGUCCUUUGACAUAUGGGUAAUGAAUGAAGAGGAUGCGGAGGUGUUGUGGACUAAAAAGUUCACUAUCGGACCCUUGCAGGGACUCGACUGGGCAUUGGGAUUUCGGAAAAACGGUGAGUUCCUUGUUGAGAGCACCUAUGGACAGAUGAUGUCGUACACCCUUAAUACUCGAGAAAGAAAGGAGUAUGAAGUCCAUGAUCAAGUACAAGGUCAUCCUCCACCACCACAUAUACAAGCAAUUCCAUAUAUAGAGAGUUUGGUUUCUAUCAAAAGACAGCCAUGAGCAUGAUGGACAUGUAUGAGCCACAGAUAUAACUCCAUUAUGGGUGGUCGUAAACCUCAGCUGAUAAAAUGUACAUUUCUUGCUGUGUAAUGGGCUCGCCAGUCCUUUAUUGGUGGUUGUCUUAUGCAAUACUGCUAAAGGAAAAAAGAAAAAGGUGAAUGAAUGGUUCCAAUCAGCUCUGAGAGGUCUCCUUGACAGUCAUGUAAGGCAAUUUCUUCCGUUAUGCAAAUAGAUGCAGAGGAGGGAAAGGUUUGAGUUUCAUGGCUUGGAAGAUGGACAGUCAUGUUUAUUAUAUUGUGUCUUUGCAGCCAUGUUUAUUACAUUGUGUUAUAUUUUUGUAUAAUGGGAUUUGCUUGCCUCCAAAUAUUG
Rhododendron vialii is the source of this 1722-nucleotide messenger RNA. Its product is annotated as putative F-box protein At3g16210. The transcript has 2 exons. The record is from RefSeq and is a predicted model, not a curated record. Gene Ontology annotation, molecular function: protein binding. The coding region runs from base 184 to 1353 and encodes 389 amino acids. NCBI's taxonomy places the organism in Eukaryota, Viridiplantae, Streptophyta, Magnoliopsida, Ericales, Ericaceae.